This is a messenger RNA of Pristis pectinata (smalltooth sawfish), 6406 nucleotides long. It is a transcript of the gene tsc2, whose product is annotated as TSC complex subunit 2. Gene Ontology annotation, biological process: regulation of small GTPase mediated signal transduction; positive regulation of GTPase activity; regulation of cell cycle. The record is from RefSeq and is a predicted model, not a curated record. Lineage: Eukaryota; Metazoa; Chordata; Chondrichthyes; Rhinopristiformes; Pristidae. Gene Ontology annotation, molecular function: GTPase activator activity. Gene Ontology annotation, cellular component: nucleus; TSC1-TSC2 complex; cytoplasm.
CGACCGGGCUCGGAGCGGGCGGCGGGAUUACUUUGAGAACGUCCCAAAGUAUCUUACAGGAAGUGAAGUACUUUUGAAAUCUAGUCACUGUGGCAAUGUCAGCACCAGCAAUUUAUGCACAUGAAGCUCCUACAAAACAGCUGUGUGAUAAUGACCAGGUCAUCUGUUGUUCUAACUGCAUGCAAGUUAAGCUCUGUCUGAAUUGGAAUGACUUGUGGAAGACUGACCUCGGUGAACAUGUCCAAGCUUCCGAGCAAAGACUCGUCCUUCCGCGAGCGAGUCAAAAGCAUUCUGGGCAUCGGCCCCCGCAUUAACACCAAGCAAGCGGAAUCCAAGCCAACAGAAUUCAUUAUCACAUUUGAAAUACUAAAGGAUCUGAACGUAGAGAGUGGACUUUACAAUAGAAUAAAAACCAUUGGACAUGUUUGUGAACUUGCUAGGACCAGGAAAUUUGAGGAGCAUGCGGUGGAGGCUGUGUGGCAGGCUGUGGUUGACUUGAUGUCUGAUGACCAGCCCUCAGAGGCCAGACUGGCAGUACUGCAGUUAAUGAAAGCUAUUAUUCAGGGACAGGGGGAAAGGCUUGGACCAAUGAGAGCGCACUUUUUUCGUGUUAUCAAGGAUUACCCUAUGAACAGUGAUCUACACGAGAGACUAGAAGUCUUCAAAUCACUAACAGAAAAUGGAAAAGACAUCACCUAUUUGGAAGAAGACCUGUCCUUAUUUGUCCUCAAGUGGUUAGAAAUUGGUCUAACCGUGGAGUUUCUAGAAGUACUGGUCAAUCUUGUCAAAUUCAACAGUUGCUACUUGGAUCAGAUCGUGGCCCAGAUCGUCCAUAAGAUCUGUGUUCUCUGUAAUCUGACGACAGUGCCAACAGAUAUAGAGGUCUCCUUGCAAGUCCUUGAUGCAGUUGUCUGCUACAACUCUUUGCCCUCUGAGUCUCUCCCAGGAUUUAUUAUUACACUUUGUCGUACAGUUAACGUUAAGGAAUUCUGUGAAUCUUGUUGGAAGCUGAUGCGCAAAGUCUUGGGAACUCACUUGGGACACAGUGCAAUUUAUACAAUGUGUCGCAUUAUGGAAGAUAAAAUGCACAUGGAUGAUGCGGCUUUGUUGAGAGGUGCAGUAUUCUUUGUUGGAAUGGCUCUCUGGGGUGCACAUCGUCUCAUUACCCUGAAGAGUACCCCAACAUCUGUUUUACCCUCUUUUUAUAAGGCUAUGACAAGUGCCAAUGCUGUAGUGUCCUAUGAAAUUGUUCUGUCCAUCACUCGAUUGAUUAAAAAGUAUGGAAAAGAAUUACAGGUGGUUACUUGGGAACAACUUAUGGACAUUAUUGAGAGAUUACUUCAGCAAAUUGAGACACUGGGUAGUAACGAGCUGUUUACUAUUGUACAUGAGCUGCUAACCACAAUAGAAGAGUUGUAUGAACAGAAAGAUUAUCACGGUCCUCAGGAGCGAUUAUUUGCACUGAUUGAAAAGUGUUCCAAUAAAAGACCGGAGAUGUCAGUUCUUACACUAGUGUCGUACCGGGCUCAGUCUAUUCACCCUGCCAAGCACUGCUGGAUUCAGAAUCUGCAGAAACUAAUGGAUAAGUUCUUCAGGAACGAAAAUCGAAGUGCCAUCCGCAAGAAAGCACUUGAUGUCUUGUUAUUUAUUUUGAGCAUUAAUCGACAAUUGUAUGAGGAGGAGCUAAUUGAAGCUGUGGUGAUCCCUCAGCUGGGGCACAUUGCAGAGGACAAGGACCACAUGGUACGGAGAUUGGCCACGCAGCUGCUAGUAGACCUAGCAGUGGACUGCAACACUCCUCAAUUUAACAGUCUCUUGGACAUUAUAGAAAAGGUUAUCAGUCGGCCACUCAUUGAUCCAUCUGUUGUGGAAGCAGUGGAAAGCAACUUUUCACAUGAUUCUCCUCUGGAGGACAUAAAGACUGCUGUCUUGGGUCUUCUAGAAAUUCUGCAGACCAAGUUGUACAGUUUGCCUGCCAGCCAUGCGUGUCGAGUUUAUGAACUUCUGAUAAGCCACAUACAAUCACAUUACCAGCAAAUGUACACAUCUGCUAUUGCCAGCAGUAUUCGCCUACAGGUAUUCAAUUUUUUCCUGCAUCUUCGAGCAGACUCUCUCUUUCGCAUUGGAGUGCCAAACAAGGACAAAAUUGUGAGGUUCAGCCCCUAUUGUCUCUGUGGAAGCAGUGAUUCUGAGAAGAAAGGGCAAGGUACGGUUUCUCCACCAGCAGGAAGUCCAGCCACAGCUCAGAGUACCACCGUUCGGCUGGGCUAUUUACCCUUCUCACUGGCUUUUAAUGCAAUUCUCCAGUGUCUUGAGCAUGAGACAGACUGGAAAGUGCUGAAACUGGUAUUGGAUAAGCUACCAGAAUUGCUCAAGUACAAAGGAUUGAUUCUGACUUCUCCAUGCAGCAUUGACCAACUCUGCUCUGCUCUCUGUACCAUGGUCACGGACCGUCAGUUGGCAGAACGACUGCGGAAUACGCCCGAGGGUUUCUCUCGCACAGACGUACAAUUGGUGGUGGUUCCCGUGCUGACGGUCAUCACCUCCUACCAUGUUUACUUGGACCAGACCAAACAGCGUGAGUUUGUUCACUGCCUCGACACUGGGCUGAUCUAUCGUUGUGCCAAGCAGUGUGUGGUGACGUUGACCAUGUGUAUCAUUGAGAUGCCAGAUAUCAUGGUUAAACUGCUUCCAGGCAUCAUUCUCAAACUGACGCACAUCUCUGCCACACUCACCAUGGCCAUUCCCAUGCUGGAGUUCUUAUCAACCUUGGUGAGACUUCCUCCUCUCUAUGCCAACUUUGUGGCAGAACAGUAUGUCAGUGUUUUUGCUAUCUCGUUACCUUACACUAACCCUUUCAAAUUCAACCAAUAUAUAGUGUCCCUAGCACACCACGUCAUAGCCAUGUGGUUCAUCCGAUGCCGGCUUGUGUUCAGGAAAGACUUCGUGCGGUACAUUACAAAAGGUCUCAGAUCAAAUGCCUUGCUACCAUUUGAGGAUACGCACGAACCUAGCAACUUUCGAGCUCGUAGCACGAGUUUAAAUGAAAGACCUUUCAAAGGUAGCUUGCGAGCCACAAAGCCCCUAAAGCCAGGCUUGAAUAGUUCCCAAAUUAAAGAUAUGAAAGACCUGUCGGCAGUCGAGGCCUUCCGGUCCCGCAGCAUCAGUGUUUCAGAACAUGCAGUCCGAAGAAUGCAAACCUCUGUUACGAGUUCUAGUUUGGGAUCAGCAGAUGAGAGUUCAAUCGCAGAAGCAGAAGAUAGUCUGAAGACAGUCCAUCUUGAACUUACCGAAACGUGCUUGGAUAUGAUGGCACGAUAUGUUUUCUCUAACUUCUCUGCUCUGCCCAAGAGGUCCCCUGUAGCAGAGUUUCUCCUUGGUGCAGGAAGGAGUAACACAUGGCUAGUUGGAAACAAGCUGGUCACAGUAACCACCAGCAGUGGCAUGGGAACAAGAGCGCUAAUGGGUUUGGAUUCCUUGGAGCAGAAGAGCACUGAAGAAGCUUCCAGGGUGGAUUCAUCUCUGCACGUGAAGACCACCCAAGAAGCACCUGCCAAGCUGGAGUCUCAAACCAGCCAGCAGAUCGGAAAGGCAGCUCGCCUGCGAGUGAGAUCCAUAUCAGGUGGUCACGCUCUUCAUAGUGAUUCAGCUCAGAGCUUAAGUCCCCUGGUGUCGCCCUCGGACAGCGAGAUCUGUGCUCCCUCUGUGACUCCCGCUCCAAAAGGACUGGAAAACCGCAAAGCAUUGCAUCGAGAUGCACCCCCCUCUGGUGACCAGCCACUCUCCCAGAAGGAAAAAGCCAAUCUGGCUGAAUAUGCGUCAGUCCUGACUCAAGGAUGGGCAGAAAUAUACAUCCGUCGCCCCUCGGGUAAUGCAAGCUGGCUUCUGUGUCUGGAGAACCCACCAAGUCCAUUUUCUUCUGAAAUAAACAACAUCCCCUUGCAGGAGUUGUCCACUAUGCUGAUGGCUGUAGAGAGAGUGACCGAUCCACACCAGCAAGCACCUGGUCGAUCAGAAUCCAUGCCGUGCCACAGCCUAACAGCUAAACCACCUUUGCUUCAGCGUUCAACACAGGUAAUGGCUUCUUUCUCUUCUAUGUGCCAGACAAGCUGUCGAGAAAAGUUGCACAGGAGCAUUUCCUGGGCAGAUUCAGUUGCAGUAGCGGAGGAAGGUGAUGGACUGGGAAUGCACUUGAAGGCCUGUGAUUCUCCUGUGGAGUCUCAUGAACUUGACUUUGAGGCAAUGGUUUCAGAGCCGCUAUUCAUGCCUGCAGAGAGCCAGGACACAAUUCCAGCGUCGUACAGCAGAUCAUCGUCUACAUCCAGUCAAGAGGAAGAAAAGACUCCCCAACCAGAAGACAGUGGGAUAAUUGGCAUUCCAACUGAAAGGGUGGUGCCAUCUUCUUUGGCCAUUGAUCCGUUGGAGGAAGAAUUUGAUUUCAACCACGGUCAGACUCUCAAUAAGUCCAGCUCCUCUCCGGAGCUUCAGAACCUCCAAGAAAUGACUGAAGUAAACGGGAAAGAGGGACUCAUUGGGAAACCUGCAACUGAAGUGAAGCCCAGGAGUCACGCCGAAAGCAUUGAAGAGGAAUGUUCUUCAAAUGGCAAACUGGAAACCAGUGAUAGUAGCAAGCAGGAGUCUCUGCCUCCAACAGAAAGGAAGGAACCACCUCUUUCCCCAAACCGCUAUCGACCCAGGGGCCAUACCAUUUCUGAUUCUGCCCCAUCAAGGAGGGGACGGAGAUCGCAGCGGGAUGGGGCUCAGAGUCGAUCAGCGGCCACAAAUGCGGAGAAGAUCAGUGGGAUAAGCCCAAGUUUCGUGUUUCUUCAGCUCUAUCAUUCGCCUUUCUUUGGUAGUGAGUCAAACAAGCCCCUGCUAGUUCCCAAGAACGAGAUCACAGAACGAGCCAUUAAAGUUCUUGAUCAGAUGCCACCUUAUGAUACACACAAAAUUGGAGUUGUGUAUGUUGGGGAAGGACAGACUAAUAAUGAAGUUGAAAUUCUGUCCAAUGCAUAUGGAUCGUCCAGGUAUGCACAGUUCCUGACUGGCCUUGGUAAAUUGAUUUAUCUCCAAGACUGCAACCCGGAACAAAUUUUCCUUGGUGGCCUUGACACAUAUGGUGACGAUGGGCAGUUUACAUAUUGUUGGCAUGAUGACAUCAUGCAAGCAAUCUUUCACAUUGCGACCCUGAUGCCAAACAAAGAAUCAGAUCGAGCCUGUUGUAACAAGAAACGGCACAUAGGCAACGACUAUGUGGUGGUUAUCUACAAGGACACAGAAGAAGAAUACAAACUGGGAACAAUAAAGGGUCAGUUUAACUUUGUGGAAAUAAUUAUUAAACCUCUAGACUUCGAAAGCAACUUGGUAACCUUGCAAGCACGUAAAGACAUGGAGGGACUGGUUGACACAAGUGUGGCUAGGAUUGUGUCGGACAAGAAUCUCCCUCUGUUGGUGCGUCAGAUGGCGUUACAUGCAAACAUGGCUUCACUUGUACACCACAAAAGUGCAGUUCCUUCAGAGGCAUAUGCAAGCAAGUGGCUAGCGAGACUACGGCAGAUCAAACGGAUUCGAUCCAAGGUGUGUGAAGAUCUGCAGUAUCGCCAGAGCACUGGAAUCUCUCUGAUACAAAUGCACGCCGCCGGCCAGAGUAAGAGCUCUCACCACCAUCACCACCACCACCACCACCACCACCAGCCACAGCAGCAGCACCUUCCUCACCACCAUUACCUCCCCCAGCACGCGUCACAACCGCAGUCUGCCAGCACAGAAACGGGCCAGAGGAAGAGGUUGAUGUCCACCGUGGAUGACUUCACAGACUUUGUCUAAAGCGGUCCCUCGCAUGUUCUCGCGCCCCGUCGAAAGUGUGCAAUACCUACGCCAUACUGUGAUGAAAGCCAGACGGUGUGUAGUUUGCUGUGGGAUGGGAUUGGAUUUGCGCUGCACUGUUUGUGAAGAAGGAAUGCUGCUUCUCCUGACCUCUCCAAGGAGUGCCCUGGUUUGACGCCAGGCCACUAGAAGAUACAGAUGAACAAGCAGAGGCUGCAGUUGAUUAUGGAUCCAGCCACCCCCUCCUCUUGCACUGCUCCAAGAUGACACUGAUGGACCUGACAUAUUGAACAAAUGACCACUUCACUGCUCUCAUGUGGAAGGGUACCUUGAGAUAUCAGUAAUGUUGCUCACUCUUGGGAUACGGGUGGUUGGAGCAACCUUCCCAGGUGGAUGUGAAUUGGCUGAUGAAAGUAAGUGGGGAUGGGGCACAAGUGGCAUUCUGAUCCAGUAAUAACUAUUUUUGUGCAAUUACCUUGUAAAGAAAGGUGUGUUGUCAAUCUUCACACACUUUUAAACACAGGUGUCAGUGUUGAAACGAUGUAAUUAUGUCUCCCUUAAAAGUGAAUAAAUUUCAUUU